CCUGCCAGCUUUGGGCGUCGAGCCUCGCCUCACGAGGCUCACCUAUCUGGACCUCUCCUUCAACGCCUUCAACGGCAGUGUUUCCCAACAGCACUUCCCGCUUCCAGCAGCAGCGGCAGGUGCAUGCAAAACGGUGCCGCACGGUGCAGAGGUUCGGCUGAGCCACAAUGCGCUGACUGGGAACAUCUCUGGGUCUGUCUUCUCCCCCUGCCUCGCCCUGCUCGACCUCUCCCACAACCACCUCUCCGGCGCCAUCCCACCCCCACCCCAGCAGAGCGACCAGAGCCCGUCCCUUCUCCCUCUCUCCCACCUGGACCUCUCCUCCAAUAAACUCACCGGAAGCAUCUCCACUGCUCUGGUUGCCAGCUUUCCAGCCCUAAACCGCCUGGACGUCUCCAACAACCUUCUCUCGGGCUCGCUGCCCCCCUCUCUUGCACUCGCCCCCGCGCUCACCCACCUGGACCUCUCUCGCAACAAGCUCAAGGGCUCCCUGCCUGCCUUGUGCCAGGGCCAGCAGCGCCUCGCCACUCUGCUCCUCUCCUCCAACGCCUUCUCGGGCUCCGUUUCCUCCCUCCUCUCCUCAUGUGCCCCCUGCACCUCCUCCCUCCUCUCCCUCAACAUCUCCAGCAACCAGCUCUCCGGCCCCCUCCCCGCGUCCCUCUCGCGCUUCACGGCACUGCAGUCGUUGGUAGCGGCGCGCAACCGCAUGAUUGGCAGCAUCCCUGCAGGCGUUGCAUCGCUGAAGGCCCUGCAAGCCCUGGACCUGUCGUGGAACGGGCUGUCAGGAGCCAUCCCUGCGCUGCUGCGGGCGGCAGCCCCCUCCUUGCACGUGCAGCUGGCUGGCAACGCCCUCUCUGGCUCUGUCCCCAAGCCCCUCUCCGACCUGCCCCUCUCCUGCUUCCGCCCCGGCAACCCCAAGCUCUGCGGGACACCCCUGCCUGCCUGCAAGACGUCCAAGCCCAGGAAGGGCGGGUGGUAGGGCCCGAAUGGUGGCCGUAUUUACUGGUUCUGAUUGGAAAUUGAUUGGACGUCCACCGGUACCAUGAGAUGACAAGUUCUCUAUUGCAUGUGCUGCAGCCUGUUUUUGUCUCAAGGCGUUCAUUUGUUCAUUCUAUCUAUUACCGCUUCCACAAAAACACCGCUCCUUGCCUGCAAGAAGUGCUUAAGUAUAUAUUUUGUGCUAUUAUUAUAGAGGGGACUACCCCCCUUCUUGUAUCUC
This is a messenger RNA of Closterium sp. NIES-67, 1219 nucleotides long. The record is from the annotation of a GenBank genome assembly. NCBI's taxonomy places the organism in Eukaryota, Viridiplantae, Streptophyta, Zygnematophyceae, Desmidiales, Closteriaceae.